Molecule: messenger RNA, 1281 nt
Organism: Knipowitschia caucasica
Lineage: Eukaryota; Metazoa; Chordata; Actinopteri; Gobiiformes; Gobiidae
Source: the annotation of a GenBank genome assembly
AUGUCUCCGGAGGAUCGCCUGAGUCCCUCGCUUGCCAUGGGGGACUCUCGUGGAAACGACGCCCCUCUCAACAGCGGUGAUCUGGAAGGGUCCAGGGUCCCCGAGAUGAGCACUGGUUACAGAGAGAGCCAUUUUCUCAAAAUGUUGAGGGAUGCUGAUUCUGCUGCCAAUGCUGCUGCAGCACAACUCGUGUCUUUCAAAAACGCUCUGGACAAUGAACCUUCUACCUCCAGACACACGUCACAUCAGAGCAGAAUGUCCAGACAGAGGAGGCUUCUGAUGGAGAAACUGGACCACUUUAGACACAUUAAUAAAUCUGUCCGCCAGACGCUGAAACAACUCCAAGAAGCAGAGGCGGACCAAGUGCAUGCUGACAAACAAGUUCACAAUUUGCUGACAAGGAUUUCAAUGGCUGAAAACGAAAAUGAAGUUUUAAAAAAGGAUUUAUUUGAAAUGGGGAAAAGAGUUGAAGAACUCAGACAUAGGGGAAAAGAAGAGCAGGAUUUCACCAAAAGUGCGAUUCAUUUAACCAAAUCAGUUGAAGCUACACGAGCGCACCUCCAGGGUCAACUGCGGAGUAAAGAGGCCGAGAAUAACCGCCUCACUGUGCAACUGCAGACUUUAGAGCGAACGGUGACUCAGCGGAAGUUGGAGAUGGACGAUUUGAAAGCAUUGUUCACAGCACUCAAAGAAAAGUCUGCUCUGGAUAAAGAGGCACUAAAGAAGGCUACCCGCGCGCAGAAGCACAGAGCUGAACGCUUUGAGGCGGCGCUGGGAAAGUGUUAUGCACAGCUGAAAGAAAAGGAUGCAGAGCUCGCCAAUGCCCGUAUACAAAGAGACUCAAAGAAACGGCAAAAAGAACUGACGAUGGACGAGAAAGACAAACUGAUCUCUCAGAUAACUUAUUUAAAAAGCCAAAUCAUUGACCUAAAUGCAAGACUACUGAAAGAAAGAGAUGAUCUUACUACUGUUAAUGAAAGUAUGAUGCAACAAGUCCAAAGACUCACAGCUGAAAACGGAGACCUCAGCUUUAAUAAUGCAACACUGAAGGCAUCUGUUGCUCAGUUGGAGAGGCAGGUGGCCGACAGCGAGGCAGCUCUGGAGGAAGAGAAAACUGUUUCUCAGGAGAAAAACCUCGAAGCCAAACAAUUACAAAACCAGGUUGAGGAUCUUAAAGCAGAAAUUGCUAAAACAAGAAUGCUUCAUGCAGAUCUUUUAAAGAAAAUGGAACAUUUUGAAGAUAGGAGAGGGUCUGAAGUUCAAAAGUGCUUCGGAUUUUAG